AUGCCCGUCGACAGCAAGCACUUUGAAACCCUCCAGCUCCACGCCGGACAGGAGCCUGACCCGGCCACCAACUCGCGCGCCGUCCCCAUCUACGCGACCACGUCGUACACCUUCAACGACUCGGCGCACGGUGCCCGUCUCUUUGGCCUCAAGGAGUUUGGCAACAUCUACAGCCGCAUCGGCAACCCCACCGUCGACGUCUUUGAGAAGCGCAUCGCCGCUCUCGAGGGCGGCGUGGCUGCUGUUGCCGCUGCGUCGGGACAGUCGGCACAGUUCAUGACCUUUGCCGCACUCGCCCACGCUGGAGACAACAUUGUCGCCACCACCAACCUGUACGGCGGUACGUACAACCAGCUCAAGGUCCUACUCCCGCGCCUGGGCAUCACCACCAAGUUUGUCGAGGGCGAUGACCCUGCCGCCAUUGCCGCGGCCAUUGACGACAAGACCAAGGCCGUCUACAUCGAGACCAUCGGUAACCCCCGCUUCAACGUCCCGGACUUUGAGGCCAUUGCGGCGGCAGCCCAUUCCAAGGGCGUCCCGCUUGUUGUUGACAACACGUUUGGCGCCGGUGGCUACUUUGCCCGCCCCAUUGACCAUGGCGCGGACAUUGUCGUCGAGUCGGCCACCAAGUGGAUUGGCGGCCACGGCACCACCAUUGGCGGUGUUGUUGUGGACUCUGGCAAGUUUGACUGGGGCAAGAACGCUGCUCGUUUCCCCCAGAUGGUCGAGCCCGCCGACGGCUACCACGGCCUCAAGUUCUGGGAGACGUUUGGGCCCAUUACGUUUGCGAUCCGCGUGCGUGUCGAGAUUCUGCGUGACCUCGGCCCGGCCCUCAACCCGUUCGCCGCGCAGCAGCUCCUGCUCGGCCUCGAGACCCUCUCCCUCCGCUGCGAGCGCCACGCGUCGAACGCGCUCGCCAUCGCCAAGUGGCUCGAGCAGAACCCCAACGUCGCCUGGGUCUCGUACCCUGGUCUCGAGAGCCACGCGAGCCACGCCCUCGCGACCAAGUACCUCCCGCGCGGCUACGGCGGUGUGCUGGCGUUUGGCGUCAAGGGCGACGCCGCGCUGGGAUCCAAGGUCGUCGACGGCUUCAAGCUCAUCUCCAACGUCGCCAACGUCGGCGACUCCAAGACCCUCGCGAUCCACCCCUGGACCACGACCCACGAGCAGCUUUCGGACGAGGAGAAGGUCUCGUCGGGCGUCACCGCCGACCUGAUCCGUCUCUCGGUCGGCACAGAGCACAUUGACGACAUUAUCGCCGACUUUGAGCAGGCCUUUGCCGCCGCCAAGUAA
Apiotrichum porosum is the source of this 1293-nucleotide messenger RNA. RefSeq lists its product as uncharacterized. Bases 1 to 1293 code for a protein of 430 amino acids. The record is from RefSeq and is a predicted model, not a curated record. The transcript is spliced from 4 exons. Gene Ontology annotation, molecular function: pyridoxal phosphate binding; transferase activity, transferring alkyl or aryl (other than methyl) groups. Gene Ontology annotation, biological process: transsulfuration. NCBI's taxonomy places the organism in Eukaryota, Fungi, Basidiomycota, Tremellomycetes, Trichosporonales, Trichosporonaceae.